AUGUCAUUCAAACUGUACAGGAGGUAAUUAAAAAAGAGUCUGGGGACUUCGAUAUCGGUGCAAAUGCCAGUCAGGAAGAGGCAGCAGAAGAAGUAGAGGAGAGCGUUACAAGAGGCAUUGACAUUGUCCUCAACCAGCACCUGGAAGAAUGCACUCAUGAUUAUUCCGUGAAAGCUUUCAAUUUAUUCUUAAGGGACUACUGCAAAAGAAUUGUCAAGUCAAUCAUGGAAUCAGACUUGAGUGAUGAAGAGAAGAAAGCACAAACUACUUCUUUCAAGGAGGAGGCUGUGAAAUUUACUACCAUAGUGAAGCAGAAUUUUGAUGAGAUCCAGUUCUUCAGAUUCCCGAUAGAUUAUGAAGACCCCAAAGACAUCACUGGCUAUGUUAUUCCCCUUCAUCGUGACAAGGACACAGAUGCCAUCACCAUGUGGUUCUUCCGACGUGGACUCAAGGAAGAGAAAUGUUAACCAAGGACAGUGUUUAAAUAAAGGAGCUCAUCAAUGGCCGCCCUGACAGAAGAGCUGCCAUCAGACAUUGGACAUGCGAACACUUAAGCCCAACACAGUCGUCUGCUUUUAUCUCUCAUAUCUUUUAGAAAUCGCAUGUGCCAAAAUAUAAGUCACUGAAUAUUUGUACAGAUAAUUUAUUGUAAGGGAUCUACAUUUUUAUGCUUUACGUAUGCAAGCCUUGGCCGUGCAUACAUUUUGAACAUCUUACAUUGCAAUCAGUAUAACUUUUCACAUUAUGCGAUUUCCAAAAGAUGUCACAACGGGCAAGCUUUGGGAAGAUCAAUAAAGCUUAAAAUGUUA
This is a messenger RNA of Haliotis rubra (blacklip abalone), 809 nucleotides long. RefSeq lists its product as uncharacterized. The record is from RefSeq and is a predicted model, not a curated record. The transcript has 4 exons. The coding region runs from base 225 to 467 and encodes 80 amino acids. NCBI's taxonomy places the organism in Eukaryota, Metazoa, Mollusca, Gastropoda, Lepetellida, Haliotidae.